This is a messenger RNA of Pistacia vera, 1758 nucleotides long. RefSeq names its product extensin-2-like. The transcript has 4 exons. The record is from RefSeq and is a predicted model, not a curated record. The coding region runs from base 1 to 1758 and encodes 585 amino acids. Lineage: Eukaryota; Viridiplantae; Streptophyta; Magnoliopsida; Sapindales; Anacardiaceae.
AUGGCCAACAUUUGGCCUCAUUUUGUCCAUGCAUUGGCAAUAUGUUUAGUAGCUACCAAUAUUGCAGUUGUUGAUUAUGACUAUAAGCCUUACACUUAUGCUUCACCAUCACCUUAUUACUAUAAAUCACCAUAUUCAUAUCAUUACAAGUCUCCUCCACCACCUUCUCCGCCUCCGCCUCGUUACUAUUACAAGUCAUCACCUCCUCCUCAUGUUUAUAAGUCACCACCGCCACCUUCACCAUCCCCUCCUCCUCCAUAUGUGUACAAGUCUCCUCCACCUCCAUCUUCAUCACCUCCUCCCCCUUACAUUUAUAAAUCUCCACCACCACCAUCGCCAUCUCCACCUCCUCCAUACAUUUACAAGUCACCACCUCUACCUUCACCUUCACCACCUCCUCCAUACGUCUAUAAGUCACCACCAGCUCCAUCACCAUCACCUCCUCCUCCAUAUGUGUACAAAUCUCAAGGCAUCACUGCAUCAACAAAAUCUCCUCCCCCACCAUCUCCAUCACCUCCACCUCCAUAUGUUUACAAAUCCCCACCUCCUCCAUCUCCCUCUCCCCCUUCUCCAUACAUUUACAAGUCACCCCCACCCCCAUCUCCAUCACCACCUCCUCCAUAUGUCUAUAAGUCACCACCUCCACCUUCUCCAUCACCUCCUCCUCUUUAUGUUUAUAAAUCUCCACCACCACCUUCGCCUUCACCUCCUCCUCCAUACGUUUAUCAGUCACCGCCACCACCAUCUCCAUCUCCACCUCCUCCCUACAUUCAUAUGUCAGCACCUCCACCUUCACCUUCACCUUCACCAUCUCCUCCAUAUGUAUACAAGUCACCACCUCCUCCAUCACCAUCUCCUCCUCCUCCAUGCAUUUACAAGUCACCCCCUCCUCCAUCACCAUCUCCUCCUCCUCCAUACAUUUACAAGUCACCUCCUCCUCCAUCACCAUCACCUCCAUCACCAUCACCUCCUCCUCCUUAUGUCUACAAAUCCCCACCUCCUCCAUCUCCAUCCCCUCCACCUCCUUACCACUAUAAGUCUCCUCCUCCACCAUCUCCCUCACCUCCUCCUCCCUACCAUUACAAAUCUCCUCCCCCACCAUCUCCAUCACCUCCACCUCCAUAUGUUUACAAAUCCCCACCUCCUCCAUCUCCCUCUCCCCCUUCUCCAUACAUUUACAAGUCACCCCCACCCCCAUCUCCAUCACCACCUCCUCCAUAUGUCUAUAAGUCACCACCUCCACCUUCUCCAUCACCUCCUCCUCUUUAUGUUUAUAAAUCUCCACCACCACCUUCGCCUUCACCUCCUCCUCCAUACGUUUAUCAGUCACCGCCACCACCAUCUCCAUCUCCACCUCCUCCCUACAUUCAUAUGUCAGCACCUCCACCUUCACCUUCACCUUCACCAUCUCCUCCAUAUGUAUACAAGUCACCACCUCCUCCAUCACCAUCUCCUCCUCCUCCAUGCAUUUACAAGUCACCCCCUCCUCCAUCACCAUCUCCUCCUCCUCCAUACAUUUACAAGUCACCUCCUCCUCCAUCACCAUCACCUCCAUCACCAUCACCUCCUCCUCCUUAUGUCUACAAAUCCCCACCUCCUCCAUCUCCAUCCCCUCCACCUCCUUACCACUAUAAGUCUCCUCCUCCACCAUCUCCCUCACCUCCUCCUCCCUACCAUUACAAAUCACCACCACCACCUUCUCCUUCACCUGCACCACCUUAUUACUACAACUCCCCACCACCACCCAAAGUUUCCUAA